GGCAAAACAAUACGAAAGAGAACCCAUCGUCUCAACACACACACAGAAAUACAGAAAAGCGAAGAGAUGCGUUGCUGUGGAUUGGCUCCAAUACCCACACCCAUAUCCAUAUCCGACCCGAAAACACGCUUACCAUUCUCCUCCACGUAUUUCUUCCCCGUCAAACUCGUAUCAUCGCCCCGGGGACGUCCUGGGUCGCUCAGGGCCAAGGCCAGGGCCACCAUCAACGAUGGGUUCGUGACCGAAGAGGCCGCCGCCGGGUCGAGCUUCUACGAGCUGCUGGGCAUACCCGAGUCCGGAUCCUUGGUGGAAAUCAAGCAGGCGUACAAGCAGCUCGCCCGUAAAUACCACCCGGACGUGUCGCCGCCUGGUCGGGUCGAGGAGUACACCAAGCGGUUUAUCCUGGUCCAGGAGGCCUACGAGAUCUUGUCGGAUCCCAGAAGCAGAGCUCUCUAUGAUCGAGACAUGGCCAAGGGUCUCCAGCUCGCGUUCUCGGCUCGAAGACGCUACCAGAGCGACGAGGGCAUGGAAGAGAGAGGCGAGUGGAAGAACCGAUGGCAAUCUCAGCUGUCAGAGCUGAAGAGAAAAAGCAUGAACAAGGAUAUUGCAAGAGGAAAUCAGUCCUGGGGAGCUCGAAUGCGCAGGCGAAGGGAUGAAUUAGCCAACGAAUUAUAAAUAAAUAUAUAUAGCUGCUCUGCUUUCUCUUGGUUUUUCUGUGUAUGUAUAUAUAUAUUUUCUUCUAACCUUAUGGAGCACACGGAAAUUCAAAGUUGUCAUUUGGGUAAUCAUCCAAUUACCUCCUUGAUUAUGCCAACCAAAUAGUUAAUUAGGUAUAACAAUUUUUCUUCUUUUUCUUUAAAAUUCCCUUUGGUUUAUGUGUUUGUAGGGUUGAAUUUGACACUUAACCUUGUAUAAUUAACGACAAUGCUUCUCCUUUA
Messenger RNA from Corylus avellana, 938 nucleotides. Its product is annotated as chaperone protein dnaJ 20, chloroplastic. Gene Ontology annotation, cellular component: chloroplast. The record is from RefSeq and is a predicted model, not a curated record. NCBI's taxonomy places the organism in Eukaryota, Viridiplantae, Streptophyta, Magnoliopsida, Fagales, Betulaceae.